This is a messenger RNA of Scophthalmus maximus (turbot), 3781 nucleotides long. RefSeq names its product unc-13 homolog D (C. elegans) (gene unc13d). The transcript is spliced from 34 exons. Lineage: Eukaryota; Metazoa; Chordata; Actinopteri; Pleuronectiformes; Scophthalmidae. The record is from RefSeq and is a predicted model, not a curated record. Bases 99 to 3482 code for a protein of 1127 amino acids.
CACGCAGCUUCCCUAUCUCACACACUCACACAGACACACAAACACAGAGCACCCCUGUUUACAAGGCAGGAGUCUGAUUGUCAAAUAUUAGCAUCAUUAUGUCAGGUCAAAGUGAACCCACCAGCAUGGAGGACAAACUACUGCAAACACCUGAACAGGAACAUGGCUUAGUAAGACUAAGACAGUUUUCACCAGGCCAUGUACGUAAACUGGGGUUGACAAGGAAAUUGCGUGACCGGAGGGAUUUAAAGGAAGACGAGAACCCAGAAGAGAAAGCACGAAGACACAAGGAACAGGAGCUGAAGCCUCUGUAUAAGGAGCUGUUGUACACCAUCACCCAUAAGAUGGGUAAAGCAUCGUCAGAUGAGGUCUUCACAGAUAGCCAGCUUCACGAAUACGUCAAGGAGGCUUUCACUAUGACAGAGGCAGAGCACGGCAAUCUGAAGGACAAAGUACAGAGUGCAGAGCCCCCAGUGUACUGCCUGAUGGCCACUGUAAAGGAAGCAAAGGGAAUCCUGGGAAAAGAUGUCAGCGGUUUUAGUGACCCCUACUGCCUGCUCACCAUACUGGAGGAUGAACAAGAGAACCGGACACGUCAGUCCAGAGCCAAACCCUGUAAAUCGGUUGUAAAGGACGCUACGUCGGGUGACAAGAUUUACCAGACUGACAUAAAGAAGCAGACCCUGAACCCCAUCUGGAACCAAACCUUCAUACUAGAGUUUGAAGACGUCGUUGGCGCCAACUUCCACCUCGAGAUGUGGGAUAAGGAUGAAGAGGUGUCACUCUCUCAGAAACUAGAGGACAUCAAAUCCAAUUUUAACAGUUUAAGAAGGAUGAUCAAGGAGGCCAAAAAAGAGAAAGGCACGGAUGACUUUUUGGGAAACAUUGUCCUUAAACUACAGGAUCUCCACUGUACUGAAGAUAGCUGGUACAACCUGCAGCCCAGAACAGAGACGUAUCCUGAUCGUGGCCAGUGCCACCUGAAUCUAAAGUUCAUCCAUAAAGCGAGAGACGGGACGCUGAGUGCUGGUCGUAGCGCUUACAUCAACUACUGUGGGAUCCUGCAGCAGUUUGUGCAAGCUUACAUCUCCAAGCAACAGAGUUCUGCUCCAUGGAAAGGGGCGCUAUGUGGGGAGGCUCAGACUCUACUCGAGCUUUAUGCCACGCAGAACGACCUCUCCCCUUUUCUUCAGGACCUGGCGAAGUGGGUAGCUUACAGUAAGCUGUAUCAGAGCCUGGAGGUGGACUCGUCUGUGCUGUUCCAGCAGCUCACCAGCGUAGAGUACCACUGGCAUCAGCAGCAGCUGCCCUACCAGCAGAAACAGGAACUCGGAGACUCUCUUCAUGGUUUCCUGCAGUACGGCCUGUGUCUGGUAGCCAAAUACAGGGACAUCUUCCCCCCAACUCCGAGUGCUACUCCGAAACUACACACACUGCUCAGAAUCUUGGUCCAGAUCUGUAAGACUCAGGCUUUUCAGAAACUGAACCCAGCUCAUUUUGAGUUGCAUGAUGAGGUCAGCGAUGCCGUACAGACAGGCACUCAGGAGUGGUUUACCAUCAAAAGGGGUUUGCAUCAGCCAAUGACCAAGGACCUGUUAGAGAUUGUGAAUGCCCUCUCCAGACUGAUCGGGGAGGUGCAGGAAGACAUUAAACAUAACAAAGACGUCUGGAACCGGGUAUUUGUAAGUGCCGUGCAAGUGGACGUGUUCACUGUCAUCUAUCAGAGGUUUGACUCCCUGCUGGCAAAUGAGGUGAAGGAGACCUUAUCGCUGAUGGAGGGCCAGAUGGAGCAGCCUCUCGCCAACAGCCUGUUCCCCGUCUACCUGUGCCUGCAGGCCAUCCACAAAGAUAAGGCUUUCUUGCAGAAGAGGGGAUUGCUCGAGCUGACAAACUUCCACGAGGGCUUCAGAGAGGCUCUGCCUUACUGGCUCAACCAGGCUUUCAGCAAAACCCAAGACAGGGUGGAGCGGGCUGUGCAGGUGGACCAGCUCCAGCCCCUGCAGUCUGGCUCAGUGCCGAUAAAACACAGUUCCUCAGCAGUGGACCUGGUGGCGUGCAUCCAGCCUAUCUGUCAGCUGUCGGAGCAGCUGUCCUGGCCCGACCCCGAGGAGGCCUUCAUGCUCAUGGUCAAGCUCACUGAGGAUGUGUGUAGGAUUGUGGUGAACUACUGUCACAUCCUGAAGGAGAGGGUCCGGGUGCUGUCUGAGAACUCGGACCACGGCAGUGCCAUAAAUAUGCUGUGCGUGGUGGUGAACGACCUGGAGCACUUGAGGUCAGUCCUGACCAGACUUCCCACACAGCUGAACUGGGCGGGGCUUCGAGAAAGGACCCACAAUGUCAUCGGGGAGAGCCAGUUCCACAACACGUUGCCCUCGCAGCUUCAGCAGGCCCAGAGCAUCCUCAGCCGAGAGAUCCGCUCUGCUUUAGACACCCUUGGGAAAAAGCUGAAUACAGAUAUUGAGACUCAUGUUCGAAACAUGUCAACCAGGCAGCGGAUUCCCUCCAAGUCCAAAGAGGAUGCUGCUACCCCUCUGAUGCGCUACCUGGAGCAAGAGCUGCACUACAUGAAUGAAAACCUGGUUCAAGAGAACUUCAACAGUCUCCUGACCCCUUUGUGGAAUAACUCUGUGAAGAUCCUCUACCAGGUGGCUACUCAGCAUCCACAACAGGAAGGGCUCAUGGUGUUCUGCCAGAGACUGCUGUAUACUCUGCAGUGCCUAGAGCAGUGCUUCCAUGCGGAGGGAAAUGGACUUCCUCUGAAAGCACUUCACUCCGAUGAGUACAAGACUCUCAGAGCUCACCUGACUCACAACUCCCUGAGCAGCCAGGAGCUUGUGCAGCAGUUCCUGGAUAGGAAAAUAAAGGAGCAGAACGUGUACAGUGGAGAGAAAUAUGGCGCGGUCACCCUCCUCACCUCGUACAGGUGGUCGGACCAGAGACUUAGAGUUGAGGUGCUGAACGCAGUCAACCUCGUACCAAUGGACACCAAUGGUUUUAGCGAUCCAUUUGUGCAGCUGUGUCUGGAGCCUCGCCACAUCUUUCCUGAGGUAGAACCUCGCUGCACUCAUAUCAAAAGCUGUGACCUCAAUCCUCUUUUUGAUGAGGCCUUUGAAUUUCUCCUUUGUCUCCACUCUUCCUCUCCUUUACAUUGUAGUCUGGUUUCCCUGGAUCAGUGCCAGGCUCCGGGGGCCUGCCUGGUGGUAACCGUUCUGGACCACGACACCUUGAAGACGGAUGACUUUGAAGGCGAGGCCUUCCUCGGACUCAAGGCCAUACCAGGAGUUGGUGGAGGAAGGGAAGGAAAUGGACUCAGCUCAAAGCCGGACAGCCCCCCUGCUCAGAUACGCCUGCCUCUGAUGCAUCCUAAACCAAAUGAGGACAGCAUUCUGAGGCUGUUGGAGUCCAGGAAAGGGGAACGGGAUGCUCAGGCCUUCGUGAAGAAGCGAAGACAGAGAGAGAAAAAGUCCCAGGAAGGGAUUUGACAGCAAUAAAUAUUGACGAGCUCUUCCUCCAAAAAUAUACAAUUUGUUUUAAUGAUCUGUACCAAAAACAAAAAAAGAAAAUCCACUCAGAUGGAAACACUGGUGUUGGAUAAGUUGUGUGUGGACAGUAUGCCGAGUAUGGGUUAUUACCAGAGACCAUCACAGUGAUCACGAACAUGUUCACACCUGCAUUCAAACCUUAGACAUCCUUUACAGAUCUGUUUGCUUCCUGAUGGUUAGUCUAAUCAGUGCAAAAGACAAGUAUGACAUCACUUAACUAUGGGUAUGUGUGUAUGUGU